Mus musculus (house mouse) is the source of this 4923-nucleotide messenger RNA. It is a transcript of the gene Gnl3l, whose product is annotated as guanine nucleotide binding protein nucleolar 3 like. Gene Ontology annotation, biological process: regulation of protein stability; positive regulation of protein-containing complex assembly; positive regulation of protein localization to chromosome, telomeric region. Gene Ontology annotation, cellular component: nucleolus; telomerase holoenzyme complex. Bases 223 to 1956 code for a protein of 577 amino acids. The transcript has 16 exons. Lineage: Eukaryota; Metazoa; Chordata; Mammalia; Rodentia; Muridae. The record is from RefSeq and is a predicted model, not a curated record. Gene Ontology annotation, molecular function: GTP binding.
AGCAAAGAGCUGGGCUGGGAUCCGGAAGUCUGGGCGGAGCCUAGCUGCGCACUCCUGGACUGGCGACGUUGUGCUUCUAACAGCUCUCCGAGGUCCCUGCCGGAAGUGUAGGGCUUAAAGGAGAGUUGUGGUUCCUAGGUCUGUCUUCAAAUUCCUGCUUCUGUUCCAACAGGAAGAAGCAGACAGAUUUGAACAUCUCUGUUUCCAGCUUCUCUGAUCAUCAUGAUGAAGAUUAGACACAAAAACAAAAAACCAGGUAAAGGUUCCAAAGGCUGUAAGAAGCCUGCAAGGCAAAAUGGGAAGAAAGUAACCUCCAGACCAUCAUCUGCUCCCCAGAUUGUUCAUGGCAAUGACCAUGCCAGUCGCGAGGCCGAAUUAAAGAAGAAAAGGGUCGAGGAGAUGAGGGAGAAGCAGCAAGUUGCCCGGGAGCAAGAGAGACAGAGACACAGGACCAUGGAGAGCUAUUGUCAGGAUGUCCUGAAACGUCAGCAGGAAUUUGAACAAAAGGAGGAAGUUUUGCAGGAAUUAAACAUGUUUCCUCAGUUGGAUGAUGAGGCCACAAGGAAGGCCUAUUACAAGGAAUUCCGGAAGGUGGUAGAGUACUCUGAUGUGAUUCUGGAAGUCCUAGAUGCCAGAGACCCAUUGGGCUGCCGCUGUUUCCAGAUGGAGGAGACUGUCCUUCGUGCAGAAGGCAACAAGAAGCUGGUCUUGGUCUUAAAUAAGAUAGAUCUCGUUCCCAAGGAGAUUGUGGAAAAGUGGCUGGAAUACCUUCUCAAUGAACUGCCAACUGUGGCUUUCAAGGCCAGCACCCAGCAUCAUCAGGUCAAAAACUUGACUCGUUGUAAAGUUCCAGUGGACCAGGCCUCUGAGUCGCUUUUGAAAAGCAGAGCCUGCUUUGGAGCCGAAAAUCUCAUGAGGGUCCUGGGGAACUAUUGUCGCCUGGGGGAAGUGCGUGGCCACAUUCGUGUGGGUGUUGUAGGCCUUCCCAAUGUGGGGAAGAGCAGUCUGAUCAAUAGCCUGAAGCGCAGCCGUGCUUGUAGUGUGGGAGCUGUUCCUGGUGUCACAAAAUUCAUGCAGGAGGUCUACCUAGACAAGUUUAUCAGGCUUCUGGAUGCACCAGGCAUUGUCCCAGGACCCAAUUCAGAGGUGGGCACCAUCCUGCGUAAUUGCAUCCAUGUGCAGAAGCUGGCAGACCCUGUGACCCCGGUGGAGACCAUCCUUCAGCGCUGCAACCUGGAGGAGAUUUCCAGCUACUAUGGUGUAUCUGGAUUCCAGACGACUGAGCACUUUCUGACUGCAGUGGCCCAUCGCUUGGGAAAGAAGAAGAAGGGAGGUGUAUAUAGUCAGGAACAGGCUGCCAAAGCUGUGCUGGCUGACUGGGUGAGUGGGAAGAUCAGCUUCUAUACACUACCACCGCCCACUCACACUCUGCCCACCCAUCUCAGUGCUGAGAUUGUUAAGGAGAUGACUGAGGUCUUUGAUAUAGAAGAUACUGAGCACGCCAAUGAAGACACCAUGGAAUGCUUAGCUGUGGGAGAAUCCGAUGAGCUGUUGGGUGACAUGGACCCACAAGAAAUGGAGGUCAGGUGGCUCCAUUCUCCACUGGUGAAAAUAGCAGAUGCUAUUGAAAAUAGAAGCACCGUGUAUAAGAUUGGAAAUCUCACUGGGUAUUGUACCAAACCAAACCGUAAUCAGAUGGGGUGGCCUAAACGCAAUGUGGACCACCAUUGCCCCCAAAAUAACCGUGUAGUAGAGGUCAGUUCUGUGGACCGCCGCCCGAUGUUGCAGAGGAUCCUGGAGACAGACCCACUUCAGCAAGGCCAGGCUCUGGCAUCUGCCUUGAAGAAUAAGAAAAAAUUGCAGAAGCGUUCAGAUAAAAUCGCCACUAAGUUGUCUGACUCCAUGAUGUCCAUGCUUGACCUCUCUGGCAACUCCGAUGACUGUGCAGGUGACUGAGCAGCUGACCUUCCCCCUCAUACUGCAAGUACUGCUUCCCGUGCGAUGGGAGAGUCCAGAUGCCUUUCCAUUCUCCCUGAUGUACUUAAUAGGAGAACACCUCCAUGUCAUGUAUCUUCUGCUGCCGUGCCCUCCAUUCUUAUCAAAGGUCUGGAGCUGCCAAACCCUACUACCCUCUACUUAAUCCUUCCUGUCUUUGAAAAUGACCUUGUGUUUGUUUUGUGGUGCCAGGGAUUGAACAUAAUAGGUUCUCACAAAUGUUAGACAACCAUUCUAUUACCAAGCUGUAGUAUUACCAUCAUUACCAUCCAUCAUUAUCAUUGGGGAGUCUGCUUACUCAACCUCCCAAGUACUGGGAUUACAGGCUUUUGCCACCAUUCCCAGCUCCCACUGUGUUUUCUAAGGUAAAUAAAAUCAGCAGACUCUUGGCAUGGUGGCAACAUAUCUAUAACCCUGACACUUGGGAGACUGGAGCUAGGAGGACUGUAAGUUAUGGGCCAGCCUGAACUAUCUGGCAAGACCCUUUCUCAACAAAACAGCCCAAAACAAAUAAGCAGAGUCCAGCUGGGCAUACACCUUUAAUCCUAGCACUCUGGAGGCAGAGGCAGAUGAAUCUCGUGAGUUUCAGGCCAGCCUGGUCUACCGAGCAAGUUCCAGGAUAGCCAGGGCUGCAUAGAGAAACUCCGUCUCGAAAAGUGAACAAUAAAACAACAAAAAGAAUUUGUAAUUAUUUAAAAAGCAAAUAAGCAGAGUCCAAGUGCUGACAAUGUACCUUGGACUCUAAAUUCCUGUGUCGUACCCUGUGAGUUAGGCUGAUAAGGGUUAACCUUUUGGACAGGUAAAUGUCCUAAAGGCUAGACUGCUGAGAAACCUGGUAGCAGUGGCGGGGGAGGUGGCGGUUGUCCCUGGAUGGGUGAUCCUUUUCAUUUUUAUCACCCUACAAGAUCUCAGUGCCAAGGCUCUUGCCUGUGUAUUUUCCAAAUCAAUAGCUAGCUCCUCAUCUGGGUAGUGUAGGAGUAGAGAAGGAUAGUGUGAGUCUCCUGUCUCUGGAAGUGUCUGGGGAUAGUGUAGAGGAUGACGAUUCUAGAAAGGGUAUACCUAUCAUAGUAAGUUGGAAAGCCAUUGGCUGCAGGAUGUUCAGGAAAUGUAGACCGUACCUGUUUUCUGGACGGUUAGGGGCUGAGCACAAACUACUAAACAAUGAGAAACAGUUACCACCUUUAACUUUCACUAUAUCCGUAUCAGGAAGGGGUAAGGCUCAGAAAGCCGACAGAAUGUGCUCAUGUCAACAGUAAGUGGUGGUGUGCUAGAUGUCAAACUUGAGUCUAAUUUAAACCUUAUGCUAGCCUUUUGGUUUGCAUUAUUUUGCCUUUUCAACAAGGGCACACCACUCUGGUAUUUUCUGUUGUCAUAUAUUUAAAAUAUAUUUUCUCUACUCUGUUUUUUAUUUUUAUUUAUUUAUUUAUUUUUUGGGUUUUUCGAGACAGGGUUUCUCUGUAUAGUCUUGGCUGUCCUGGAACUCACUUUGUAGACCAGGCUGGCCUCGAACUCAGAAAUCCGCCUACCUCUGCCUCCCAAGUGCUGGGAUUAAAGGCGUGCGCCACCACCGCCCGGCUCUGUUUUUUAAAAAAUGGUAGUAUUUAUUGAAAAACUAUGCUUUCUAAGUCUCUUUAAAUGAUGUCCAACUUAAUUCACUGAUCUCAUCUUAAGUUUUGCUAGACAAUAAUAUAUUAGAAAUAAAAGUAUCUAGAUUCUUGGGAACAUAAUCAUGUCAAAAUAAAAUAGAACUAAAACCAGGUGGGUGGCUCACACCAGUGCUCCAAGCACUAAGAAUGCUGAAGCAGGAAGAUGUCUGAAGCUGAGUCCAGCCUGGGCUGCAGAGUAAGAGGCAGUCUCAGGGCGAAACAAAAUAAUGUGGGACUUUAGAUAUUCUAACUCUAAUGUAUCUCAAGGUUGGGGGUAGCAUGCGCACGCACGCACAGAGAGAGAGUUUCCCCCAUAUAACCCAGUGUGGUCCUGAACUUUUUAGGCCCCCCCCCCAUUAGCUUUCCAAGUGCUGGGAUUGCAGGUGUUUGCUUUCAUGCCUGGAUAUUUCUUUGUUCUUAAAACAAUUUCUUGGGUCUUUACUCUCCCCUUAAAAAUCAUUUUUAUACAAUAAAUCUCAUCCUUCAUGGUUCUAUGGUUCUGUAAGUUUAGACACCUUUUUUUUUUUUUUUUUUUUCCGAGACAGGGUUUCUCUGUGUAAUCCUGGCUGUCCUGGAACUCACCAGGCUGGCCUCGAACUCAGAAAUCCGCCUGCCUCUGCCUCCCAAGUGCUGGGAUUAAAGGCGUGCGCCACCACGCCCGGUUAUUUAGACACCUUUUAACAGGGGUGGCCUGCCAUCAUAAUCAAGAUAAGAGAAUUUUGUGGCAUUUCCCCAAACUUAUUGUGUCCUCUUGUAGUAUAGUCCUGCCCCCAUCCUCAAAUCCUAGCAGGCACAGACCUCUUUCCUGUUCCUUAAUAUAAGUGUCGUAAGUCACACGGGGGCUUAUUUUAUGGCAUUAAGCUUUUAGCUUUUUCCUUUUAGAUCUUACAUUGAAGUUAGAUGCAGUUGUAUAAGCUCGGAUAAAUGGAUAAAGCCGAGUAAUCAUUAAUACAGGACAGAAGAGUUCUAUUAGCCUCUCCUUUACCAUUCCUGGUAAUUUAUAGUCAAACCUUGUUCUCUCCCUGACAGUCACGGACUUGUGCUUUCACUUUAUGGCUUGUCUUUUGAAAAGAGUUGUAAGUGGAAUUUAAUAGUAUGUAACUUUUGAGAUUAAUGUGUUAUAAAUUAUAGACUUGAGAUCCAUAUCACUGGAUGUAUCAAUAGUUUGAUUUCUGUUUCAUAUGCUAUUGUGUGGAUGUCUUAUUGCUUAUUCAACCCUAAGUUGGAUUACAUUCUUUACAGUUGAGGAGGAAGUUAUAAAUAAAGCUGCUAAAAAUCCUUG